AUGUACUUCCCUUUCCCCUUACUUGUGAUCUUCCUCACCCUCGGCGAUCUCCCAGUCACCUUUGGUGUCAAUCUCCACCAAUACACUCGUCCUCGCUGCUACGGCAAUCGUGCCUGGUGCAACAAUAUUGGAUCCCGGGUAUGCUGCCAGGCACGCAACCGUGUCUUUGCCUCGGGCAGCUGCCAGGGAUGUACCAGCACCGACUUCCACACCACCUGGAACCGAGUCGGCAAUAACUAUUGCGGACGCGCCGCGGCGUCGACUAACGGAGGCCGGUGUAUCAGUGGCGGUUCCAACCUCCGAGGCCACACCUGGUGUCGUCUUUGCAGGACUCGAGUGGAAGCUGAGGAGGCUCCCUGCGCGGAAACAGUGGAGCCUGACGUUUUGGAGAUUGGAGGCCGCAUGUUCUACCUCAAUGAGAGCGUGCCGAAGGAUCAUCGGGACCGGCUUUGGCAGCUAUGGGGUGAUGAGGUGCCCGUGGAGGACGUCCUGUCGGAGCUGAUGCAGUACGCGUAG
Aspergillus terreus NIH2624 is the source of this 516-nucleotide messenger RNA. RefSeq lists its product as uncharacterized. The record is from RefSeq and is a predicted model, not a curated record. Lineage: Eukaryota; Fungi; Ascomycota; Eurotiomycetes; Eurotiales; Aspergillaceae. The transcript has a single exon. Bases 1 to 516 code for a protein of 171 amino acids.